GGUCCUGAAGGCGUGUUUCUCUGCAGCUCCCUGGGGGGAGGGUAACAGUCCCUACCCUUCCACGUCUGCAGCGGGAAAAUAAAACCUCAAGACAGGAAGAGGAGUUGGGGUUGCACAGUCGGAGAGGAUUUAGUUCCCCGAAGUGUGGCGCGCUUGGGGCUUUAUAUCCGGGACAAGCGAGUGUCACCACACUGUUCCGCACGAGGCCUGGAGGGGCCACGCCGCCUAUCACCGCCUCCUGACUGUGCUAGGUCUUCAAUGCCCUGAAGGUUUGGGGCUGCAGAGGACCGCGGGCACCGAGUGUCUCGCUAACUGGGCCAGGCAGUGACGCGGGACGGUGGCCCUCCCACCCCAAGGGCACUGACACCGGGGCAUCCACACGGGUCCCUGCACCCGACAGCUCCGGAGCUGUAGACUCCACACGCUCCACGCUCCACGAUGACUCCCUGCCGGGCAGUGGCCGGGCUGCUGCUGCUGGCGGCCACCGGCCUGGGACACCAGGAGGAGGGACCGGAGCUCGACUUCAGUGAGGACGUGUUGAGCGUGUUCGGCGCCAACCGGAGCCUGUCUGCCAAGCAUUUGGGGCUCCUACUGGAGCGUCUGGGGGCUGCACCCCACCAGGGAGCUCUGGAUCUAGGACAGCUGCACUUCAACCAGUGUUUGUCCGCAGAAGACAUCUUUUCUCUCCACGGCUUCUCAAACGCUACGCAGAUAACCAGCUCGAACUUCUCUGCCAUCUGCCCUGCCAUCUUACAGCAGCUGAGCUUUCAUCCCUGCGAGGAUCAGGAGAAGCACAAUGCGAAGCCGAGUCUUUCCGAAGUCUGGAUCUACGGAAUCCUGUCGGUGACAAUUAUUAAUUUGGCAUCUCUCCUGGGAUUGAUUUUGACCCCGUUGAUAAAGAAGUCGUACUUCCCCAAGAUUCUAACUUAUUUCGUGGGGUUGGCGAUUGGGACCCUUUUCUCAAAUGCUAUUUUCCAGCUUAUUCCAGAGGCAUUUGGAUUUAAUCCCAAAGUUGACAAUUAUGUGGAGAAGGCGGUUGCUGUGUUUGGUGGAUUUUAUAUGCUUUUCUUUGUUGAGAGAACACUUAAGAUGCUACUGAAAACAUACGGACAGAACGAUCACACCCACUUCGGGAAUGAUGACUUCAGUUCUAAAGAAAAAGCCCAUCAGCCCAAAACGUUACCGUUACCUGCAAUCAACGGUGUGACAUGCUAUGCCAACCCUGCUGUCACAGAGCCCAAUGGACACAUCCACUUUGACACCGUCAGUGUGGUGUCCCUCCAGGAUGGAAAAACAGAGUCAAGUUCAUGCACCUGUUUGAAGGGGCCUAAACUGUCAGAGAUAGGAACAAUUGCCUGGAUGAUCACGCUCUGUGAUGCCCUCCACAAUUUCAUCGACGGCUUGGCGAUCGGGGCAUCCUGUACUUUGUCUCUUCUUCAGGGACUCAGUACUUCCAUAGCGAUCCUGUGUGAGGAAUUUCCUCAUGAGUUAGGGGACUUUGUGAUCUUGCUCAACGCUGGGAUGAGCACUCGGCAAGCCUUGCUAUUCAACUUCCUUUCGGCAUGCUCCUGCUAUGUUGGGCUAGCUUUUGGCAUUUUGGUGGGCAACAAUUUUGCUCCAAAUAUUAUAUUUGCACUCGCCGGAGGCAUGUUCCUCUACAUUUCUCUGGCAGAUAUGUUUCCAGAGAUGAACGACAUGCUGAGAGAAAAAGUAACUGGAAGGAAAACGGAUUUCACCUUCUUCAUGAUCCAGAACGCCGGGAUGUUAACCGGAUUCACGGCCAUCCUGCUCAUCACCUUGUAUGCAGGGGAAAUCGAGUUGCAGUAGCCGGAAGUGGAGCACAGUACUAAGGACGGAAGGCAUUUAACAAGCAGUAACACAAAACAUCUCCAAAGGGAUUUUUUUUUUUUUUAAAGCAUAUCCUAUUUAGUUAAAAGAGGAUUUUAUUCUCAACUAGAGUCUAAGGAAUCUAGUGACUGGUUCAGACAUGUAAAAGAGCUGAAAUUUGUUGUUAAAACCAUUCCUUAAAAAGUUCUUGGUUUCAGGCUGAAAUGGCUGGCGGGUGGGGGCCUUUGGUAAAUACCCGGUUUUCAAUGUUUUAUGCAUAUUAGGAAAUUAUCAUGAGGCAAAACACAUGCAUCUACAAGCAGACACACAGACCCAGAGAAUAACACCAUCUAGGUCACUUAAGGUUUUAAAACUUGAUUGGAUAAGUUUCUUUUUUCAGAGUAGUUGAUUUCAAUUAAUGUGUUUGGAUGCUUUCAAGGGCAGGUGCAUCGGAUGUGGGAGAAGAUCAAAACAGCUUUAGUCCACCCAUGGAUGAUUCCAGAGCUCUAAUGAUCCCCGGAAAGAAAGAUUGCUCACAGUGUUUGUUCACUUUUAUGUCUCAAUCAGUGACUUGUACGAUUGUUUUGAAAGCUAUUCCAAAGUAACAUGAAUUAGGAAAUAUGAAAGGCCUUGGGUUUAGGGGUUUGUCUUUGAGCGUAAGCUCGAUCAGACUCUGCACAAAGAUCAGAAUGGCUUCGCAAUGACUUCCAUUGCGGUUCCAACCCUCAGAAAUGGCAGAGGACUAUGCGGGACUGGUCAGAACUCAGUCUCAUCAUGUUCCGGGAUUACUUUGUGAUGGUGAAGAAUAUGUUAGGUGGGAGAAAGAAAUUGAAUGUAAUUUUGAGCAGUUUACUUUUUAGAGUUAAGCAUGAUUAUUUAGCAGGGAAAAUUUCAGUAAAUGUAAAACAACAGCUGGGCUGGGCUGUGUCAGAGACUGACUGACGGCAGAAGCGUGUGCUCAUUAGGGUGAUGGACAGCCAGUUGGAAAUGUCUUCUUUUAUGUUCAGCGUGUAUUUUUUUUCCAUGUGGUAUACCCUUGGGGAAAAACUCAGCAUACUGUCAUUAUUUUUCUACCUUUUGAAAGGGACAGAGUUUGUUGAGUUUUUGACCAUUCGUCUGAAUUGAACAUCCUAAUCUCAAGCCACACUCCCAAGUAACUUGAAAAACAGAUGAUUUAACAGUGAUGAAAAUUAUUAAUAAAAACCAACAGUUAUCUCAGGAAUUAUGUUUUCCUACAAGCCAAAACAAUGCAAAUUGGAUAACCAUUUAACAUCCACGUUUAUGUAUAUUCACUCUGGGUCUGACAACUGAAAAAUGUCAUUUGACCAAACAGUAAACAACGUUGAAGCCAU
Arvicola amphibius (Eurasian water vole) is the source of this 3179-nucleotide messenger RNA. It is a transcript of the gene Slc39a8, whose product is annotated as solute carrier family 39 member 8. The record is from RefSeq and is a predicted model, not a curated record. Gene Ontology annotation, biological process: intracellular zinc ion homeostasis; zinc ion import across plasma membrane. Gene Ontology annotation, cellular component: membrane. Bases 439 to 1827 code for a protein of 462 amino acids. The transcript has 9 exons. Gene Ontology annotation, molecular function: zinc ion transmembrane transporter activity. NCBI's taxonomy places the organism in Eukaryota, Metazoa, Chordata, Mammalia, Rodentia, Cricetidae.